Callorhinus ursinus (northern fur seal) is the source of this 1978-nucleotide messenger RNA. NCBI's taxonomy places the organism in Eukaryota, Metazoa, Chordata, Mammalia, Carnivora, Otariidae. The record is from RefSeq and is a predicted model, not a curated record.
GCUUCAAGAUGGCUGCGGGGAUGUAUUUGGAACAUUAUCUGGACAGUAUUGAAAAUCUCCCCUUCGAACUGCAGAGAAAUUUUCAGCUCAUGAGGGACCUGGACCAAAGAACAGAGGGAGAGCAGUGAGGAUCUACAUUUCUAGAUCAGCGUUUCCAUAAUAGAGUUUGCAACAAUGCCUCAAGAACUCAAAGAUGCUCUGUUCUUUAUAUCUGCAAGAAGAAUUCAAAAAGAAGUCAACUCUAGAAUCGUUUCUGUUCUCUGUAUUCAAUAUAUCUAUAGGAAGACUAGGAUGUUUCUACUCUGCUGGAUUGUUAACGUUGUAUCACACAAUUCAGUGUGGCUAUAGACCGCAAGUCAUGUUGGUAGAGAAGUUCUUAAAAAGGAAAAAAAGAGAGAGAGAAAGAAGAAAAAAAGAAGAAAGAGCAGCAAUUAACAACAGGAUCUCUACACUGUAUUCUUCAACCUUACAGAAGCACUAGAUACCAUCUGUGGCCUUCCUUGGAUGUUGAGCAAAUCUGGCUGCAUUGAGGCAUUCACUUGGAGCCUGAGGCUACACUACAGUGGUCCGAUUGGUCUCUUCAAGGGCAAAGAUGUCGUCUAUUGGAGCCAUGCCCCAUACUGGCUGAAGGAUAUAUAGGUCUUACCUUCCAUCCUUAUGUAGCCAUGCUCAAGGAUGUGACAAGCUGGUGUUAGAAUACCUAAAGCUGUGAUUUCAGUUACUCUGGACCUGAAGGCUGAAAUUGACAAGUUGGCCACUGAGUAUAUGAGUAGCGCCCGCAGCCUGAGCUCCGAGGAAAAAUUGGCCCUUCUCAAACAGAUCCAGGAAGCCUAUGGCAAGUGCAAGGAAUUUGGUGACGACAAGGUGCAGCUUGCCAUGCAGACCUAUGAGAUGGUGGACAAACACAUUCGGCGACUGGACACAGACCUGGCCCGUUUUGAGGCUGAUUUGAAGGAGAAGCAGAUUGAGUCCAGUGACUAUGACAGCUCUUCCAGCAAAGGCAAAAAGAAAGGCCGGACUCAAAAGGAGAAGAAAGCUGCCCGUGCUCGUUCCAAAGGGAAAAACUCAGAUGAAGAAGCUCCCAAAGCUGCCCAAAAGAAGUUGAAACUUGUGCGCACAAGUCCUGAGUAUGGGAUGCCCUCAGUGACCUUUGGCAGUGUCCACCCCUCUGAUGUGUUGGAUAUGCCUGUGGAUCCCAACGAACCCACCUAUUGCCUUUGUCACCAGGUCUCCUAUGGAGAGAUGAUUGGCUGUGACAACCCUGAUUGUUCCAUCGAGUGGUUCCACUUUGCCUGUGUGGGGCUGACGACCAAGCCUCGGGGGAAGUGGUUCUGCCCACGCUGCUCCCAGGAACGCAAGAAGAAAUAGAUAGGGGCCUUGGAUUCCCAUGGUUUCUUCCACAUCCCUGGACCUGGGCUAGUGGGGAGAGGAAAGCCUGUGCUGGGGCCCGGGGGCUCCGGGAGAGUGGAUGGCGCAGUGUAGUCAUCCCUUCUCCUCCCCUCUCCCCACUCCUGGUGCUGAGGCUGCAUCCAAACCCUGGUAGGGAGGGGUGCCGCAGCCGCUAACCGUCUGUGCUCUCAUUCAGCCUGCCCCCCUCAGAGGGAAGUGGUCUUGCCCACUGUCCUUUUGCCUCUGUGCUGAGGUUGGUGCUGUAUUUCCAAGGGAUGGUCCUCUUCAGUCCCCUUACUUUGUAUUUAAGGACUGGGGCAGUAGCAUGGGGGCACUCCCCAGCUCUCCUGAUUCCCUCCCCCUGUGGGGGGGCUCUGGUGUGAUAAACUCUCUUUGUUCUCUUCCUGCUUUUUCCACGGUAGGGGAUCCCCCAGAGCAUCUGGGCUGUGGCCUUAGUUGAAGGGGCACCCCUUCCUCUGUGCCAAGAGGAUUCAUCCUGGCCUUGUGAGUGGGAGAGGGGGCAAGGUGGAAUGCACAUACACAUGUGUAAAGGAAUUUGAGUAGGUGAAUAAAAGCUAUCCAUGUUGGC